Messenger RNA from Protopolystoma xenopodis, 483 nucleotides. Lineage: Eukaryota; Metazoa; Platyhelminthes; Monogenea; Polystomatidea; Polystomatidae. The record is from the annotation of a GenBank genome assembly.
AUGUUUCCCAUAUUUGUCACUUCUGUAAUGUAUGCACUGGCAAAGUGCACAAUCUUUUUUUCCUAUGCGGCCGCAUUUUACGUCGGUGUUUUGUUGAUACUCGAUGGGAAGGUUGAAAUGCUUAGCAUGUUCAGAGUAUUCGCUGUUAUGACCUUUAGCGCACAAAUGUUGGGUGAACAUGUUCUUAUGAUUCCUGAGAUGAAAAAGGCUAUUCUUUGCAGUAAAAAGACUCUCAGGACUCUAAAGCGGAAGACCCUUAUUCCAGAAGAUGAAGGUCUAAAGCCCGAAAGCGAGUUUCGCGGACAGGUGGAAUUUCGAAAUGUUUAUUUUCGCUAUCCAACUCGGCCUACUAUUCCUGUUCUCAGAGUAAGAAAAAGUAAUUUUUCUUUUAUUAUUCUUUUGUUUCUACCUCUUGAGACAAGAAUAUAUUAUUUAGGCAAAGCUAUGAAUACCAAGAUGGUGUGGCCUUUUGUGUGGUCUUAA